Rotaria socialis is the source of this 1052-nucleotide messenger RNA. The record is from the annotation of a GenBank genome assembly. Lineage: Eukaryota; Metazoa; Rotifera; Eurotatoria; Philodinida; Philodinidae.
UGAGGAUGAAGUGGUCAUUGACGUUUUAUAAGAACAAAAAUGAUAAUCAGAAAUUGGUCUAGAAAAUGUUCCAUAGCAGUUUUCUAUUAUAAGAAAGUCUUUUAAAUCAGCAAAAAUACACGAAUCAAUAAACAGUGUUUUUUAUUUAUAUCUAAUAUCAACAUUGUAGAUUUUACUGAUUCAUAUAUUCAAAAGAAUCUAUGAUACCAUUGAUUUCUGAUUAGAUAAUAGAACAUUUAAAGAAAGUACGUUUAUCGUCAUUAGUAAAAUUUUGCACUUCUGUAUUGAUAAAUUUGGAUGAUGGUUGAAUUGAUAUCUUACACUAUAUUCAUAAAGAUAAUUCAGACGAGUCAACUGAUCCUUAUCAUCAAAUUGUGGAAGUUGAUCAGAAAGUUCGUGUUGCAUCUUAAUACAAUUGAACCAGUUAUGACAAAAUUUGUCAUACAUGAUUUGAUCUCUUGAAUAACGCAUUGAAUGAAGAUGAAAAAAAUAAAAACCAUGUUGCACAUGAGUUUCAACAAAUUGUAAUGAAUAAGUAUUGGUAAGAUAAGUUAAUUUAAGAUAAAUACGCUCGAGAUUAAAAUGUUCGACUGACGAACAAUAACAAACAGCUCGAAUUAAAGCUGAUCGAAUGCAAUCACUGUCCUGCCAUAAAUAUGGUCUCUCUUUUUUCCUUUAGUUUCAUUCCAUCACGCUUACAAUCAUUCCAUUCUUCUUCUCAUAUCUAUUCUAUUUAAGUCAGUGUUAGUGUUUGAAGAAGGAGAUUAUUAUUUCUUGUGAUAGUGUAAAAAGAAGAAGAUUAUAAUCGAUUAACAACUAACAUAACACAAGCAAGUGCUGAUAUCUCAAAUUUACAAGUUCAACUAACUGCUUAUUGGCCUCAAAUUUUAGCCAGUGGAAUAAAUUCUACGAUAUCAACCGCAACAACAAAUUCGAAUCGUAUUCGAGAGCCUGAUGACAGAUUAAAAAAGUUUAUAUUUAAAUAUAUUCGAAAUUGUACUCAACGUUUUAAACGAAUGGCUAAAUAUAAAGCGUUAGAACGUUUUGGAUGA